Molecule: messenger RNA, 1503 nt
Organism: Globicephala melas (long-finned pilot whale)
Lineage: Eukaryota; Metazoa; Chordata; Mammalia; Artiodactyla; Delphinidae
Source: RefSeq, a predicted model, not a curated record
UAAGUUUCAUUACGUCCAUUUGUUUAUUUUUAUUUUUAUUUUUAUUUCCAUUACUCUACGAGGUGGGUCAGAAAGGAUCUUGCUGUGAUUUAUGUCAUAAAGUGUUCUGCCUAUGUUUUCCUCUCAGAGUUUUAUAGUGUCUGGCCUUACAUUUAGGUCUUUAAUCCAUUUUGAGUUUAUUUUUGUGUAUGGUGUUAGGGAAUGUCCUAAUUUCAUUCUUUUACAUGUAGCUGCCCAGUUUUCCCAGCACCACUUAUUGAAGAGGCUGUCUUUUCUCCAUUGUAUGUUCUUGCCUCCUUUGUAAAGCAGCCCAUGCAGCUCUUUAUCAAAAAAAACCAAACAACCCAAUCCGAAAAUGGGCAGAAGAUCUAAAUAGACAUUUCUCCAAAGAAGACAUACAGAUGGCCAAACAAAUACAUGAAAAGAUGCUCAACAUCACUAAUCAUUAGAGAAAUGCAAAUCAAAACCGUAAUGAGGUAUCACCUCACACCAAUCAAAAUGGCCAUCAUCAAAAAAUCUAGAAAAGCAGAAGCCGGUUGGAACCUGCGACGUCUUGUAGUUGUCUGAAGAUCCUUCAAUCACUAUGUCAAGCGACACAGAUGAUUCUCUUUCUUCAUAUGAUGAAGAUCACGGAUCUAAACUUAUCCAAAAAGCUAGAGAGGCAUCAUUUGUCCCCACUGGAAUGGCAGGUUUUGCAACAAUCGUUGCAUAUAGAUUAUAUAAAUUGAAGAGCAGGGGAAAUACUAAAAUGUCUGUUCACCUGAUCCACAUGUGCAUGGCAGCCCAAGGCUUUGUUGUGGGAACAAUGACUUGGUAUGGGCGAUUCCAUGUAUCGAGAAUUCUGGGCAAAACCUAAACCUUAGAAGAGGAGACGUUGUCUUGGUCUCAUUGGUGGUGCUUGCUUUAGUUAGACAUCUCAUAUUGAGGUUAUAUGUUUAUGUUGAAAAUAAAUUCUUUGGGUCGGACAAUAACAUGGUAAUUUGAAUACUGGCUUCCUUUCUUGCAGGCUUGAUUUGCCUGGUGACCAGGUUACUGGUGACUAGUUCACUAGCUAGGUCAUUCAGGGGAGGCAGAUUAGCACAAAAACAUGUCAUUUUUAAAUGCUCUUGAUAGUGGUACAAUGUCUACCUUCUUAAACUCUUCUGAUGAAAUUAGUUUUAAAGAGGACAACAUGCCAAUCCUGAUAAUGCUCCCAGUUGCUGCAGAAUAUCAUAUGCUUUUGAGGUAAUAUAGGAAUCCUAUUUACCCCAGUUAAUUUAACUCUUUCUGACUGCCUUGUGGACUGAGUACUGUUUUAAGGGCUGGUUGGCUCUAGAGGAACCCUUUCAAAACAGUGCACAGAAUACAACAUUAUAAAUCUCCUGGCAACUAUAUGUGUGUUUUUAAGCCAAACCUAAAAAGCUGGUAAGAGAGCUGCUUUGAAGUAGUAUUUAUUUCAGAAUCAUAGUUGUAAACAUGAGAAUAACUUAACUGUAGAUCCCCAUUUAGCUCGUUUGUAAUUGC